AUGAUGUGGUGCUGGCGGCGAAGGCUGGGUCUGCAGGCGUUGGGAGGGGAGGUUUGGGCGGCUCUCGUGAGCGAGGCGAAGGGGAAGCAUCAACCCUGGCGGGGCGGUGGGAGGAACAGGCUCAGCUUCCCGGCGAGAGCGUCAGGGGUCUGCAGGGGUCAGGCGAGGCAGCAACAGCGACACGGGGCGCUGUGCCCCAGAAAGCGCGCGGCUCCCCUGCCGGCAAGCCAUUCCCAAGACGUAAAUAACCGGCUGUUUUCCAGCUCUGCGAGGAACGGAGAUGGAGGAGACGAGCCAGCCGAGCAGGCGGACUCUGCUGCCGCUCCGCGGGACGCCGCCCGGCUGGCCGGGACCCGCAGGAGAAGGGCUUGGGAGCGAUCGCUUUCUCCCUUGGAAAGGGUCAGCCGGCUGGUCCCCGAGGAGUUCCUUUCCCCGGAGGUCAGAGCCUUGAAGAGCCCUGAGGCCACGGAAGCCCAGCGGCAGGAAAAAGAAGCCCUUGGGACGGAAGAGGGAUCCGCUCUUCCUCUGGUUAGAUCCCUUCCGCAGCCGGAAUGUCGGGCUGAUCAAGAGCCGCUGCCCGAGGAACUCCGGCAUGCGCCUUCCAAAAACGUUCCCUUUCAAGUAGGGGAUCUAAUUCUAGCGGAGAUGCGCCGGGGACGGUACACUGAGGCUAAAAGACUGUCUAAGCUCACCGCCACCGGAGUGUUGAAUAGCAACUGGGGGGCGGUGAAGUAUGCAGAAAUCCUGGGCCAACUCCCUGGGCAGAUGCUCUGGACGUCCACGGGUCGCAUGUUACUAGUCCGGAGGCCAGCCUUAGAAGAAUUUGUGGUGCUGAUGAAGAGAGGACCUACUAUUUCUUACCCAAAGGAUAUUAAUGCAAUGCUGCUGCUAAUGGAUAUCAGUCAAGGAGACACAGUGUUGGAAGUUGGUUCUGGGUCUGGCAGUAUGAGUUUAUUUCUGUCAAGAGCAGUUGGGCCACAGGGACGUAUUAUAAGUUACGAAGUCAGGAAAGACCACCACAGAGUGGCGAAGAAGAAUUAUCAGACCUGGUGUGACGCAUGGAAAAUAGGGCAUACGGUAGAGUGGCCAGAUAAUGUGGAUUUCAUUAAUGAAGACAUUUUAACAGCCGUUGAGGAUUUGAAAACUGUAACAUUUGAUGCAGUAGCUUUGGAUAUGCUUCUCCCCCAGAAUGCCUUGUGUGCAGUUUCCCCAAAUCUUAAACAGGGAGGUGUUUGUGCAGUGUACCUUGCAAAUAUCACCCAGGUUAUCGAUCUGUUGGAAGCCAUCCGGACCAACAAGUUAACCCUUUUUUGUGAACGGAUUGUUGAAGUGACACACAGAGAUUGGUUAGUACUUCCAGCUGCAUGGAGAAAUGGUGGAAUUUUCCAAAAUAUGGAAUCUAAGAAAAAUGUCAACAAUGAGUCAGCUUGCAAUCAUGAAAAUGAUGAGGUUCCCGCUGAAGAGAGAGAAGAUGAUGCAGCUUUCAUUUCUGACAGUGCAAAACCACAUUACAUUGCUAGACCUUACCCAUGGCAAGUUGGACACACAGCAUUUCUUGUCAAACUGAGGAAAUUUAACCCAGCAUAUCCAAACACUGCUCCAAAUAGUAUAUGCUGAUUUGAAGAUUGCACUUCACCAGAAUUAAAACUGUAAAUAAUCUUUGCUUAUGCAAUUAAGGGAGGCCCAGCUUUAAUUUAUAUUGACUAGAUUUUUGAUACUGUAUGUUAAACAAAAUAUAGAACUUAAAGAAUAAACUUAAUAUUUUGAAAAGUAUUUUGUUCAGAAGACUAUUUGAAUUUCCUAAUAAUUUCUAAACUUGUUGAUAUUUUUUUCAUUCUUCACUUCCAGUAAACCAAGCCAUGGAUUUAUCUUGAGUUGCAUAGCAACCUUUUCUUCCUAUGUCGUGUAGUUUGUUGCAAUCUAUGAAAAAUUAGGGAAAGAAAUUCACAUUGAAAGUAUAUAGUGGCUUACAGUGCUGUUGUUCUAUGUAAUCUAGCAUGCUUAUUGUGCAUUUCAGGACAGGUUACAUUUAGGGGAGCAAUGGAGAAUAAUAUUAGGACAUUAAACCUCUGUUCUCCAGCUAGUCACAAAAGGUGUAAAGGGGCUUGCCAGUGCAAUUGGCCCCAUCUGUUGUUCUUCCACUCAACUUCCUUUAGUUUCUUUUGUGAUCCGUAUAAUGUAAAAGCUGGCAGGAUAGUAUGGGUAACUUUUGAUAGCCCCUCUUGGCUACUCCAUGUAUUAAAAAUCACAGACACAGUUCAUCAGUUUAGGGCACAAUCCUAUUGGGUGCCCUCUUGAUACUUAUAAGCUUCUGACCCCUGAGGCUUAAAAGUACCUGGUGCAGAGUAGAAAGUGUGGCAGAGGCAAUCUUCUCCUCCACCAGACCUCCUGCUUUGCAAUUUAGCUAGACGGGCUUUUUUGCCCAUCUAGCUGAGGCAUGAGGGAGGGGAAAGGAAGGAAGCUGGGAAGGCCUGGGGAUACAGCUUAAGCCCUCCUUUCCCUGCCCACCAGCACGCCCCCUUUCCAUUCGCUCUGAGAUUGCUUUUGCUGUCUGCGAGGGGAAGGGGGCGGAAGCUCAGACUCCUCGGUCUGAGCCCUUUCUUCACCCUUGGAUCCAGGAAUCUGAAGUAUCCCAUGGCCCCCAGGUGCUGUUUAGGGGACAUAGGAUUGCUCUCUUAGAAGUUUAUUCAGAAUAGCAUAUAUUUCACAUUUCAUUUCACUUUUCUGCCCACUAUCCUGCUACUACUCCUUACACACCUCCUCCUCCUGGAGUCUAAUUUGUUUUGGUUUUGUUUCUUAAUAAACAUAGAAUUUACAAAAUUGCAUCCAUGUGGAUCCUAAUAAAUGUGAUGUAAAUUGCUGUUUUAAGUUGCGUCAGGUGG
This is a messenger RNA of Elgaria multicarinata webbii, 2882 nucleotides long. RefSeq names its product tRNA methyltransferase 61B (gene TRMT61B). NCBI's taxonomy places the organism in Eukaryota, Metazoa, Chordata, Lepidosauria, Squamata, Anguidae. Gene Ontology annotation, molecular function: tRNA (adenine(58)-N1)-methyltransferase activity. Gene Ontology annotation, biological process: mitochondrial tRNA methylation. Bases 1 to 1617 code for a protein of 538 amino acids. Gene Ontology annotation, cellular component: mitochondrion; tRNA (m1A) methyltransferase complex. The record is from RefSeq and is a predicted model, not a curated record. The transcript is spliced from 7 exons.